Molecule: messenger RNA, 2846 nt
Organism: Megalops cyprinoides (Indo-Pacific tarpon)
Lineage: Eukaryota; Metazoa; Chordata; Actinopteri; Elopiformes; Megalopidae
Product: alpha-protein kinase 2-like
Exons: 9
Coding region: 210-2444 (744 amino acids)
Biological process (GO): protein phosphorylation
Molecular function (GO): ATP binding; protein serine/threonine kinase activity
Source: RefSeq, a predicted model, not a curated record
GUCCCCAUCUCCUACAUCGCUCAGUGUUUUCAGUCCCUCUGACAUCAAACAGCUGCACAUCAGAAGAUGCAGGUGGGCACAAGAUAUCCGUGAGAAAAAGACCCUGGCACUUCUAUUAGCAGAAAAUUUAAAACUUUUCAACGUAUAAUAAAUGGUGUGAUCACAGUGGGGUUGGUGCAACUAUCGCAGAUGAACUACUCAACCAGAAGAUGAACUACUCAGACAUGUCUCCUGUGCAUCUUUUAUCACGUCAAGGGAGUAACUGCAGCCAGAGCAGUGACAACGAAACUGAAACCUUUUAUGAUGCUGUUGAGGAACUUUCAGACAUGCCUGACAGUUUCGCAGAGAACUGUAUGAAUGCUGGUAUCAUUGACAUGCAUGGCUUAAUUAAAAGCCCCGAGAACCUUGUGACAGAAGGACAUCAGGUUAACAAAAAUGGUGAAUUACUACAGUCUCUGAUGAGCCAAGGUUCACCCGUUGAUCUGAAGGAUGAAUCUGAGACCAGUAUCCAAAGAAAAGACUUGGGGGCUGAUUCUAAAAAUGGCUGCUGUUUCUCUAUCAGGCUGAAUGCAGGUGAGAUUCCUGAGGGUGAGAAUAAAGAAACAAUUUUGGAUGAACUGGAGAAUUCUGAUGUUACCACAGAGGGCUCUUGCACUCUGUGUCAGCGAAAAUGGAAGGACUGUGCAUCCCCAGCCUCAAAAGAAGAUGGUACUGCCAUCAACAAGCCCACAAAUGUGGCGUAUAAGCAUAAAAAAAACAAAAAGGAGCAAUUGUCAGGUUAUGCCACAGGAGUGGAGUCUGACAUUGGCUGGCUUGACAAUGAUUCAGAGAAGAAGAGACCAUUUUUUGUGGAAGAAUGGAAAAGCACACUGUCUGACAUGGUUAUUACCAUCUCUGACUGCCUAGACAAAUUUAUUUCUGUGCUCAGUCAGAUAAUGUCAGCCACGGCCAGCAAAGACCAAACCAUCAAGCUUCAACAGAAUCAAGAGGACACCUUCCCAGCAGAGGAGGUAUUUUUACCAGCACAGACUAAAGACCACAAUGAGUUGACAAUGCAAAUGGGAGAGAUCUUGGGGGAUGUGAAGGAAUCAUCACCAGCCCAGGAAGAAAAAGAGAUAAGGGGGGAACCCGUCACAGAACAGUGCUGGCCCAUUCAGAGAAACUCAGAGAAAGAAGGUUUUUUGGGUCAGCACUAUGCUGUGGACUUGCUGAAGCAACAGUUUGAGUCAGAUGUGUCUGGAUACUUCACAGCUGCAAGCUUAAGUAAGAAUAGCACAGAAAUCCUUCCCCAAAGGAGAAUCGAGCCUCUAAGAGAGACAGCUGUGGAAAGUGAAAAUCAGAGAAAGUUUUUUUUAUGUGUGGAUAAUAAAAUGGUCAGGAUACCUGAAUGCCAAGGAACCUGCGAGGAACCACAAACCCAAGAGCCAGAGAUCACAUCACUUUUGAUGAUGACAGAGGAAAGAUUUUCUCAAUCUGUAGUGGAUGUCAGGGAAGAGGCGGAAAGUAGAUAUUGGACAGUAACAUCCUCACAAGACUCUAAGAGGCUGAAUGAGGGCUUGAGAGAGGAUGUGAUGUGUUCCACAUUGCACUUCAAAACAGACUUCCUCAGUGAGCAGUACUUUGGCGAAAACCAGCCAGUCAGGAUUAUGACUGAGGAGUUCCACUUUGGUGAGGGCAUGCAUCGCCGGGCUUUUCGUACAAAACUGCUGGUGGGUCUGUCACCCAUAUUCACCCCAGGACACCCCUGUGUGCUUAAGGUGCACAAUGCCUUAAGCUAUGGAACAAAUAACAGUGAGGAGCUCAUCUGCAAGAACUACAAGCUAGCUGUUGAGGAAUGCUAUGUUCAGAACACGGCCAGAGAAUACAUCAAAGCUUAUACAGAGGUCGCCAGGACUGCUGUGGCUUUUGGAGAGGUUCCUGAAAUCAUUCCGAUAUACCUGGUGCACCGACCCUCAAAUGACAUCCCAUAUGCCACCCUGGAGGAAGAGUUGGUGGGUGAUUUUGUAAAAUACUCUGUGAAGGAUGGGAAGGAGAUUAACUUCAUGAGACAGGAUUCAGAGGCAGGGCAGAAAUGCUGCACCUUUCAGCACUGGGUCUUCCACAAGACAGAAGGAAACCUUCUAGUCACUGACAUGCAAGGUGUAGGAAUGAAGUUAACUGAUGUGGGGAUUUCAACUUGUACAAAAGGAUAUAAGGGGUUCAGAGGCAACUGUCCUGCAUCUUUCAUUGACCAGUUCAAAGUGCUCCACCAGUGUAACAAAUUCUGUGUCCUACUGGGACUGAAAUCUCUUCAAGCCAGUCAACAAAUGCUCAAAGGUUGCAGUGGUGAGCUGAGCAUGCAGAUUCUUUUUAUACAACAUCCAAAGGAUUCAUCCCUACCUCACUAUGUAUUCUAUGUAGCUCUUACUUCAGGCCCUGGUUUUUCUCAUGCCUGGACUACUUGAACUCCCUCAGUGCUUGUCUUCCUGCCUGUGCCAUCAAACACCUACAACUAAUCUAGAAUGCAGUUGCAUGACUUGUCUACAAUCUUGCUAUACGUUGUCAAGUCACACCCCUCCUCACCUCACUUCAUUGCCUUCCUGUUAUCACUUGCAUCAUGUUCAAAACCUUGGUGAUGGCAAACAGGACAGUGAAUGGAAAAGCCCCUUCAUUCCUACUCAGUCCUCAAACUGUAUGCACUCCUCAGAUCACUACACUCUACAAUCAGUAUUGUUAUUGCUCUUAUUGGUUUCAUAAAGUGCAUUUUUGUAAUUCUCCACAUUGAAAAGGAGGGAUGCCUUGUGAUCAGGAAAGCUUCUAUUCAGACCAAUAAGGGGUUGAGGGCACUUCUGUUGUCAAGAAGUCAC